AGAUUCACCAAAUCUAUUUGCAUAAUGUCCAAAUUUUUGAGAAACAUCUGGUCAGCUGGUAGUCGCCAGCUUGGCUUGAGUGCUCAAAGAAGGCUAUUCCAUCAAAGUGCACUUAGAAGAACUUAUGAAGAAGAAAAAGUUGUUAUCGAUCAAAUUGUUUCCAAAUUACCGGAACAAGAUCUUGCAAUUGCUUCAAGAAUGCGUAAUAUUGGUAUUUCUGCUCAUAUUGAUUCUGGUAAGACCACAUUCACCGAACGUGUGUUGUUCUAUACCGGUAGAAUUAAAGCCAUUCAUGAAGUUAGAGGUCGUGAUAAUGUUGGUGCCAAGAUGGAUUCUAUGGAUUUAGAAAGAGAAAAAGGUAUCACUAUUCAAUCCGCUGCUACAUACUGUUCUUGGGAUAAAGAUGACAAAAACUUCCACUUCAAUUUAAUUGAUACUCCAGGCCACAUUGAUUUCACCAUUGAAGUUGAACGUGCCUUGAGGGUUUUAGAUGGUGCUGUUUUAGUUGUUUGUGCUGUUUCUGGUGUCCAAUCUCAAACUGUUACUGUUGAUCGUCAAAUGCGUCGUUACAAUGUUCCAAGAGUUACUUUCAUUAAUAAGAUGGAUAGAAUGGGUGCUGAUCCUUUCAGAGCUAUUGAUCAAAUUAACAAGAAAUUGAAAACUCCAGCCGCUGCAAUUCAAGUUCCAAUCGGUGCUGAAUCUAAUUUGAAAGGCGUUGUUAAUAUUAUUGACAGAGUUGCUUUGUACAAUGAAGGUUCACAAGGUGAAGAAAUCAGAACUGCUGAAGUUCCAGCUGAUUUGGUUGAUCUUGUUGAAGAAAAAAGAGCUUUAUUGAUUGAAACCUUAGCUGAUGUUGAUGAUGAAAUCGCCGAAAUUUUCCUUGAUGAGGGUGAACCAACCACUGAACAAAUUAAGAAUGCUAUCCGUAGAGCUACUAUUGCCAGAAAAUUCACUCCAGUUUUGAUGGGUUCUGCGUUAGCUAAUACUGGUAUUCAACCAGUUUUAGAUGCUGUUGUUGAUUAUUUGCCAAAUCCAUCUGAAAUUCUAAACAAAGGUUUGGAUAUAUCUGAGGGUGAAAAGCCACUUGACUUGAUUCCAUCAAGUAAAGAAGCUUUUGUUGGUUUAGCUUUCAAAUUAGAAGAAGGUAAAUAUGGUCAAUUAACCUAUUUACGUGUUUAUCAAGGUCGUUUGAAAAAGGGUGGGUUCAUUACUAAUGUUAAGACUGGUAAAAAAGUUAAAGUUUCACGUUUAGUGCGUAUGCAUUCAAAUGAUAUGGAAGAUGUUAAUGAAAUUGGUCCUGGUGAAAUUUGUGCUACUUUUGGUAUUGAUUGUGCUUCAGGUGAUACAUUUACUGACGGUGUUGCACAAAUUACCAUGUCUUCAAUGUUUGUUCCAGAUGCUGUUAUUUCCCUUUCAAUUACUCCAAAAUCUAAAGAUACCACAAAUUUCUCCAAAGCUAUGAAUCGUUUCCAAAAGGAAGAUCCUACCUUCAGAGUCAAAUAUGAUGGUGAAUCUAAAGAAACCAUUAUUUCAGGUAUGGGUGAGUUACACUUAGAAAUUUACGUUGAACGUAUGAGACGUGAAUAUAAUGUUGACUGUGUUACUGGUAAACCACAAGUUUCUUAUCGUGAAGCUAUCACAAUGCCAUCUGACUUCGAUUUCACCCACAAGAAACAAUCUGGUGGUGCUGGUCAAUAUGGUAGAGUUGCUGGUUCAUUAUCACCAGAAGAUGGUAAAAAUAUCUUUGAAACACACAUUGUUGGUGGUCGUAUUCCAGAUAAGUUCUUGGUUGCUUGUCGUAAAGGUUUCGAAGAAGCCUGUGAAAAGGGUCCAUUGAUUGGUCACAGAGUGUUGGGUGCUAAAAUGUUCAUCAAUGAUGGUCAAAUUCAUGAAGUCGAUUCCAAUGAAUUGUCUUUCAAAGCUGCUACUUUAGGUGCUUUCAAACAGGCUUUCAUGAAAGCUAACCCAGUUAUUUUGGAACCAAUUAUGAAUGUUUCUGUUACUGCUCCAGGUGAAUUCCAAGGUAAUGUGAUUUCACUUUUGAACAAAGUUCAAGCUUUAAUCCAAGAUACCGAAAUUGCUGUUGACGAAUUCACCAUCAGUGCUGAAUGUCCAUUAAACCAAAUGUUUGGUUUUGCUACCGCCUUAAGAGCUUCAACACAAGGUAAAGGUGAAUUCUCCUUAGAAUUCAAACAAUAUGCACCAACUCCAGUUCACUUACAAAAACAAUUAAUGGCUGAGCACCAAAAGAAAUUAGCCGAACAAGCUGCUGCUAAGAAAUGAUUUAUUGACCUAUUCUUUUAUAUAUCGACUAAUAGAUAUUUGUAUAUAGUCUCCAAAAU
Hansenula anomala is the source of this 2342-nucleotide messenger RNA. It is a transcript of the gene MEF1, whose product is annotated as Mef1p. Gene Ontology annotation, cellular component: mitochondrion. The transcript has a single exon. The coding region runs from base 25 to 2283 and encodes 752 amino acids. NCBI's taxonomy places the organism in Eukaryota, Fungi, Ascomycota, Saccharomycetes, Phaffomycetales, Wickerhamomycetaceae. Gene Ontology annotation, molecular function: translation elongation factor activity; GTP binding; GTPase activity. The record is from RefSeq and is a predicted model, not a curated record. Gene Ontology annotation, biological process: mitochondrial translational elongation.